Molecule: messenger RNA, 2579 nt
Organism: Diachasma alloeum
Lineage: Eukaryota; Metazoa; Arthropoda; Insecta; Hymenoptera; Braconidae
Product: probable 28S rRNA (cytosine-C(5))-methyltransferase
Exons: 4
Coding region: 107-1783 (558 amino acids)
Biological process (GO): maturation of LSU-rRNA; rRNA base methylation
Cellular component (GO): nucleolus
Molecular function (GO): RNA binding; rRNA (cytosine-C5-)-methyltransferase activity
Source: RefSeq, a predicted model, not a curated record
CAAGAAAUUGGAAAUUGAAAUUGAAGGUCCAGACCAUGUGGCUUUGGUCACUUUGGUGUAAAUAAAAUUCAUUGAGAUCGAGGUAUUUUCGUGAUUUUCGGGGAAUAUGGGGCGAAAAGCGAAGUUUGAGGGAGGUGUGGUGUCCAGUGGUCCUGGGAGAAAAUCGAAAAAACAGAAGGAUCCGGUUUUCCCGAAGGAAUUGAUUGAAAAAGAGGAGAAGAAACUGAGUCACAAGCAGAAGCAGAGGGCACGCAAGAGGCAGGCGAAGAAGGUUGAGAAGGAGCUGAAGAAGAAUGAACCCAGGGCGAAAAAACCGAGGAAGGUGGAGGAAGCUGUUGAGGACGAGCCUGAGGAGUCGAGUGACGAUGACGAAGAUUCUGGAGUGGCCGAGGAAAUCACAAAGCCAGGGGCUUUUGUCCUGAGGAAACCCAGGGGAUCAGACUCCGAAUCAUCAUCAUCACAAGAAGAAGAAAAAGAAGAAGAAAAUACUGAUGAUGAUGAGGAUGAGGAUGAUCUGCUCCCAAUCGAGCGUCAAAACAAGAAGCUGAAGCGUCAAAAGAAGCUCGACGCAGCCCUGGACGCAGCAGAGACCACGGAGAUGGCCUCCCACUGCGUCUUCGAGUUUCCCACCGAAUCCGAGCUGAAGGAGAUCACGAGUAUCAAGGACAUUCAGGCUCGGAUAAAGGACGUGAUCAUGGUGCUGAACGACUUCAAACGCUUCCGAGACCCCAACAGGUCCCGAUCGGAGUACCUGGCCCUCCUGAAGUCCGACCUCUGCGCCUACUACAGCUACAACACCUUCUUGAUGGAGAAACUCAUGCAAAUUUUCCCCCUCUCCGAGCUCGUGGAGUUCCUCGAGGCCUCGGAGGUGCAGCGCCCCAUGACCCUGAGGACAAACACCCUCAGAACGCGCAGGAGGGACCUCGCGCAGGCCCUGAUCAACCGUGGGGUCAACCUGGACCCCAUUGGAAAGUGGACCAAAGUUGGACUCGUUGUUUACUCGUCACAGGUGCCCAUGGGGGCCACUCCAGAAUAUCUCGCUGGUCACUACAUCCUGCAGGGCGCCUCGAGUUUCCUGCCAGUGAUGGCCCUGGACCCGAAGGAGAGCGAGAGGGUUCUGGACAUGUGUGCAGCGCCCGGGGGCAAGUCCUCGCACAUCGCAGCCCUAAUGAAGAACACCGGGGUCUUAUUCUCAAACGACGUCAAUCAGGACCGAGUGAAGGCUGUCAUUGGGAAUUUCCACCGGCUGGGGAUCGUCAACUCCGUCAUCUGCAGUCACGACGGCCGCAAGAUACCAGGGAUCAUCAAGGGUUUCGACAGGGUUCUCCUGGACGCCCCCUGCACCGGCACUGGAGUCGUGGCCAAGGAUCCCAGCGUCAAGACUAAUAAGGAUGAGGUGGACGUCCAGAGGUGCUGCACCCUCCAGAGGGAAUUGCUGCUGGCUGCCAUCGACUCUGUCAACGCCAAGUCAGGGUCUGGGGGUGUAAUCGUGUACUCCACCUGCUCCAUCCUCCCCGAGGAGAACGAGUGGAUCGUAGACUACGCCCUGAAGAAGAGGGACGUCAAGGUCGUGCCGACAGGUCUGGAAUUUGGGGAGGAGGGCUUCACGAAUUACAGACAGCACAGGUUUCAUCCCUCCUUGAAGCUCACGAGGAGAUUCUACCCUCACGUGCACAAUAUGGACGGAUUUUUCGUCGCCAAGCUGAAGAAGUUUUCGAAUAUUAUUCCCAAGAGGAACGCGAGGGAGGAGGAGGAAGAGGCGCAGGAGGGAAACACUGAGUGAAUUAUUGAUUCAGUGGAUUUAUUACAUUUUUUACAUCAUCGUGCUGUACAUAAGGAUUACUUCUGGGGGAUUCAGUGGAAGAAGAUGCUCUUCAGCUGCUUCUCGCAGAGACGCUUCACCUCGUCUGGAAUUGAUUUUAAUUUUCGAGAGGAGAAUGAUUCAUUUGUUUUGUAAUAAAAUAUUGUGAUGGAGAUUUUUUGAUAUUUUUUUAGCACUCACCAUCGAUUUCGAUUAUGUUCGCGUUCUUCUGCUGAAUGACGACGAAGAACUCUCGUAGGUUGGACAGCUUGCCCACGACCCAGUAGUCACUCAUGGUCUUGAUGACGACCUCUCCAGCCUCCUUGAGCUUGUUAGUGUCGCUGUGAAUGUCGGUGAUUAUCCUGAGGACCUCGGGGGUGGUGAGGACGUUGGAGACGCGUCUGUUGUCGAGAUGAAUGGUGCUCUUGUACGCUAAAUUCAGUCUGUUGAAGUAUAAGUAUUUGGGGGUGGACUCCCCCAGGUCGGGAACGUGCUUGGAGCACUGAUCGGCCACUGAGCUGACCAGAGUCGUCAGCUGGGGGCCCAGGAAGGCGUCGAGACUCUUCAGGUAGUCGAUGAGGAGACCUGUGGAGCCUCCGGGGAAAAGCAAAUGACUCAAGAUUGCAUCUCUAUUGAUCACAGGACAACUGAUCACGGGACAAUUGAUCACGAGAAAAAUAAUCAGAAUAAUUAGAUCAUCAAGAAAAUACAUCACACAAUAUUAAAUUAUCAGUAAUUCAGUGUAUUUAGUGUAUAUUUAAUUACGAUGAAAAAAAAA